Messenger RNA from Rhododendron vialii, 1203 nucleotides. Its product is annotated as ADP-ribosylation factor 1. Gene Ontology annotation, molecular function: GTP binding; GTPase activity. NCBI's taxonomy places the organism in Eukaryota, Viridiplantae, Streptophyta, Magnoliopsida, Ericales, Ericaceae. Gene Ontology annotation, biological process: intracellular protein transport; vesicle-mediated transport. The record is from RefSeq and is a predicted model, not a curated record. Gene Ontology annotation, cellular component: cytoplasm; Golgi apparatus. The transcript has 8 exons. Bases 229 to 777 code for a protein of 182 amino acids.
AAAUACUACUCUAGUAUUUUGGUCUCCUCUCGUCUUCGUAUUCUGUUCUCUCCCUCUCUCUCUUCGGUUCCUGUCAGAGACACUACCAUACAUCAAGAGAGAGAGAGAGAUGAUCUGAUCUGGAAUUUCCUAAAACAUUGGUGAUGUUAGGGUUUUACUGUGGGAAGGUCUGGACUAGGAUUCUGCUGUAAGAUCUGAUCAGGAUUUCCCUAAACCAGUUAGUUAAGAAUGGGGAUUGUGUUUACUCGAUUGUUCUCUUCGAUGUUCGGUAAUAGAGAAGCUCGGAUCCUCGUUCUCGGUCUCGACAAUGCGGGAAAAACCACAAUUCUCUAUCGUCUUCAAAUGGGAGAAGUUGUCUCCACAAUCCCAACAAUUGGGUUUAAUGUCGAAACAGUGCAAUAUAACAACAUAAAGUUUCAAGUUUGGGAUCUGGGUGGGCAGACAAGUAUCAGGCCAUAUUGGAGAUGCUAUUUUCCUAAUACUCAAGCCAUAAUCUAUGUUGUCGAUUCAAGUGACACGGAUAGGCUGGUAAUAGCUAAAGAUGAGUUUCAUGCAAUCCUGGAGGAAGAAGAGUUGAAAGGUGCUGUUGUGCUCAUUUAUGCGAACAAGCAGGAUCUUCCUGGUGCUCUUGAUGAUGCUGCGGUGACGGAGGCACUAGAGUUGCACAAGAUAAAAAACCGCCAAUGGUCUAUUUUUAAAACUUCUGCAAUAAAAGGAGAAGGUUUAUUUGAGGGUUUAGACUGGUUGAGUAAUACACUAAAGUCUGGAGGCGGCUAAUGGUUUAGGAAGAAGAUACAGAAGCCAAGGUGCUCCAUAGGAAAGUCAGAGCUAAGAGGAGAGUCGCCCUUUUACUCGGUGUGAUCCAAGAUAGAGUUUUUAAAAUGGUUGUAGUAUGUCUGUUUUUUCUUACUGAUUUUGGUUAUACGCGUUAAGUUUCUUUUGGACAUGAUUUUUGGCUCGUUACACUGUGUACCCCAUUUUCUCCUUUUAUGCUCUUCAGGUUAUCCGAAUGUUGAAAUUUACAUACGGUAGCAUUUCAUUUUUCUUCUUUGGGUUAUGCUUAGAACCUGCCUAUGGGAGGGCCACAUUGGACCCACCCGGCAACUUGUAUUUAUAUUUCUCUGUCUUUUGUUCCUAGAGAUGAUAGUUUAACUUGGUGUUUGGUUUGCUGGACCAAUUUUGGAAAAAAGUUAAUCUUUGGCC